This is a messenger RNA of Pieris napi, 1809 nucleotides long. RefSeq names its product ubiquitin-conjugating enzyme E2Q-like protein CG4502. The coding region runs from base 383 to 1144 and encodes 253 amino acids. The record is from RefSeq and is a predicted model, not a curated record. NCBI's taxonomy places the organism in Eukaryota, Metazoa, Arthropoda, Insecta, Lepidoptera, Pieridae. The transcript is spliced from 6 exons.
GAACAAUACGACGCCAUCUGGCGGAAAGAUUGCGAUUCCCUCAGUGCGCGGGGCUCGUUACCGCCGCUCGUACGUAUGCGUGGAAGAAUAUAUUGAAGAAUUUUAAUAUAAGGGCUAGACGUUGUAAUAAUACAGAUGGUUCAUUCACACGAAAACUGCAGGCGUAGGCCCGAGUGAUGUUACGCACUUGCAAUAUUACAUCGAAAACCUGCCACCAUUCUUGAGCCAAGAUUCCAUUUCGUUCGCACUCUCACUUUGCGAGUAGUCGCGCGUACACGUGCGAGACUCGUUAUGCAACAAACAUAAACAAAUGCAGUGAAAACGUCUUGGCAAUUGUCACGGCAAGUGUUAAUUAACUAAGUUGGUGUAAGUGCUUGUGAAAAUGACAUCGCGGUCGAAGGAAAAGGUAGCGGCGGCGUUCAGGAAAUUGUUCCGAAGCUCUGAGAAGAGGGAUAAUGAUGGCGCUGGACCGAGCGGUUCGCCUGCUAGAAGGGGCUUGUUCAGGCGACACAGAGACGGAGUAACACCGGCCGAAACAACUGCAAGUUUACCAGCCAGUCCAACAGGCAAUUCGCUCUCUAGGAAAAAGGCUGGAGCUGCAACUGAUGUAAGAGAAAGAGCAGCCGCGGUGCGCACGCGCCGACUUAUGAAGGAGCUUAAGGAAAUUCAGCGAUCACAUGAAAACCGGUCCGAUCCAGUGUUCACGGUUGAGCUGGUGAAUGAUAAUCUAUUCGAGUGGCACGUACGCCUGCACCAGAUCGAUCCCGAGAGCGAUUUGGCGGCGGAUCUUCGGGAGUUGAACAUUUCCAAUAUUCUCCUGCAUCUCGUUUUCCCAGAGAAUUUUCCGUUCGCCCCGCCAUUUAUGAGAGUCAUCGAGCCCCGAAUAGAGAAGGGAUUUGUUAUGGAAGGUGGAGCAAUAUGCAUGGAACUAUUGACGCCCCGUGGCUGGGCAUCAGCCUACACAGUGGAGGCAAUCGUGAUGCAAUUCGCUGCUUCAGUAGUGAAGGGACAAGGGCGGGUUGCGCGUGCGCCGCCUCGCUCUUCUAGAGAGUUCUCAAAGAGACGAGCAGAAGAGGCGUUCCGAUCACUCGUCAAGACACACGAUAAAUACGGCUGGGUUACGCCUUCAUUGUCAGAUGGUUGAAGAAGUAUGUUUCAGGUAUUAACAAUGAACAGAGAAGAAAGGAUCUCUUGUAGAUAAUUAAUUUUAGAACUUAAUUUAUAGUGAACAUUUUUUAACUCUUAUUAACAGUAUGGUGAACAUAAACAUUCCUGUACUUAUUUUUCAUGUUUUUGCAUGUGGUAAAAUUCAUUCCAAUUAUGUGUCAAGUCUAGAAUAAAUGUUUUAUUGACCAUUGCGGUGAACAUGUGCCAAAAUGUAUUAAAUGCUCAACGCUUAGAAAAAUGUGUGCUUCUUUUUAACCAUCUAAUUCUAUUCUAAUAAUUCAUUCUAUACUUCAGAUAAGCACAAAAUUCAUUCUAUAUUAUUUGAAAAAAAUUAUUAUAUAAUAUUUCCGUCCCAAAGUCAUUUAAAUUUUAUAUUGUAUAACUAUGUAUUCAAUUAUUCACACUUAAGCUUUCAGACUUUAGUUUAAGAAAAUUUUAUUCCAAAUGAAAUUUAGUGCUCAAAUUAGACAUCUUAUAAUUAGAAAUUGUGGCUUGUGGCAAUAUUUUGAUGUGUAGAUAUAAGUAUUAUAAUAUGUAAGAUUGAUGUUGUUUACUCUGUGAACCAAAGAUUUAUUUUUAUGUAAAAUUCAGUGCAAGUUGUGUACUUUAAAUGUUAUCGAUGUAAUAAAGUACUUGCUCAAA